Messenger RNA from Phytophthora infestans T30-4, 3054 nucleotides. RefSeq names its product AP-3 complex subunit delta, putative. Gene Ontology annotation, biological process: protein targeting to vacuole; Golgi to vacuole transport. Gene Ontology annotation, cellular component: membrane coat; endosome membrane; AP-3 adaptor complex. Lineage: Eukaryota; Oomycota; Peronosporomycetes; Peronosporales; Peronosporaceae. The coding region runs from base 115 to 3054 and encodes 979 amino acids. The record is from RefSeq and is a predicted model, not a curated record. The transcript has 5 exons.
GCGUCUAUAGCUCGUCUCCGAGUGCUAGUCUACUGUAGUCUCUGUUGCAAGCCUCGCGUCUCAGCUUCCGUCUGCAGUCCUCGUCGCCGCCCACUGCUGCUUACAUCGUCCGCCAUGUUUGAAAAGAACCUGCAGGACCUGGUCAAGGGCAUCCGCUCAGCCAAGGGCGACGUGACUGUGUACAUCUCGCAGGCUCUACAGGAGAUCAAGGUGGAAUUACGCAGUACUGACCCGUUUAUCAAGGCACAGGCUGUGCGUAAGCUCACAUACCUGCAUAUGCUGGGCUACGACAUGUGCUGGGCUGCUUUCCACGUUGUGGAGGUCAUGAGCUAUGAGCGGUUCGCGCACAAACGUAUCGGCUACAACGCUGCAUGCAAGAGCUUCCCACAGUCCACAGAUGUGGUGCUACUGUGUACAAAUCUGCUCAAGAAGGAGUUCGGUAGCACUAGCGAGUACGAAGUGGGUCUGGCGAUCAACGUGUUGGCAAAUAUCGUCACGACGGACUUGGCUCGAGACCUUCUGGGCGACGUACUAGCCAUGAUGGGCUCUCCUAAGCCGUACGUCCGUAAGAAAUCCACACUGGUGCUGUACAAGAUGUUCCUUCGCUACCCUCAAGGCCUCCGACUGUCCUUCGACCGACUCAAGGAAAGGAUGGAGGAGCCCGACGUCACCGUCGUGUCUUGCGCUGUCAACGUCAUCUGCGAGCUGGCCAAUAAGAAACCCAAAAACUACUUGGGUCUGGCGCCUCAGUUCUUCCGUCUACUCACCACUUCGUCCAACAAUUGGAUGCUCAUUAAGGUCGUCAAGUUGCUGGCCAGUUUAGUGCCGGAGGAGCCUCGUCUUGCUCGAAAGCUGCUGGAUCCGUUGGCUACAGUCAUCCAGAACACGCCAGCCAAGUCUCUACUGUACGAAUGCAUCAGUACAGUCACGACAGCGCUGUUGUACACCAAGAAGAGCGACGGAUCCCAGCCACGCAACGUUGCGCCAGUCGUGAGACUCUGUAAUGAUCAUCUACGUCGCUAUAUCGAAGAUCCGGACCAGAAUCUGCGCUACUUGGGACUUGUGGGGCUUGGGAACUUGAUGAAGUCUCAUCCCUACGUGGUUACGGAGCACCAGGAGCUCAUCGUGGAGUGUCUGGCAGUGGAUGAUAUCACGAUUCGCAUGCGAGCGCUGGAGUUGCUCUCUGGAAUGGUAAAUCCGGAUAACGCGGCGCCUAUUAUCCGGGAGCUCAUGCGUCAGACUCUGAGCGCCGAUGGAGCGUACCGUCACGAGCUUAUCACGCACAUUCUACACGUCUGUUCGGUCAACAAGUACGCGAAUAUCCACGAUUUCGACUGGUACAUUCACGUACUGGUACAACUCGCUCGUGUGCCCGGUAAUACCGCUGCUACAGUGGGUGCGUCACUGUCAUCUCUGGCUCCGUCGUCCGGUAGUAUGCUGGGCUCCAGUUCUAGCAGCUCCAAGAUGAAAGUGGCGGAUGACGAGCCUGCAAAGCGUUCGCAUGGCGUGGAAGUAGCUCGUCAGCUUGUGGAUAUUGCAGUUCGAGUCAAGAGUGUGCGCAGUGUGAUGGUGGAUAACAUGAUUGAGUUGCUGAUGGAGAAGGAGGCGCUCAGUGGGCCGGGAGCUGGCACUUUGCAGGAGGUUUACUACGCUGCAGCUUGGAUUACAGGCGAAUACGUCAUGGAGUUCUUGGACGAUGUGGAUGAUGAGGAAGAGGACGAGAGUGAGGAGGAAGAGCGAGAGACGGAGGAGGAGAAACUGCAGCGGCUGGAGGAUCUCGCUGAUGAGAUGCUGCAGCCUCGUACGACUACCCUUCCUGGCCACGUGCAGACGGUGUUUAUCCAGGCGCUACUGAAGAUCUUAACUGCCAUGGCAGAGCGAGCCGAUGACGCUACAGUGGAGCGCAUUGCGACUGUUAUCAUGGAGCGCUUGCCUGCUUUCGUUCAGAGCGAGUAUAUCGAGGUGCAGGAGCGUGCAGUGUGUCUACAGCAGCUUCUACUUGCGUUGGGUAUGGGCCUGGGGGCACUUACGGCUCAUGAACGGACUGAACGCGCGUUCGACGGUAGCGCUUCCUUGGACCCGGCAAAGCGACUGGACGUAUUGAACUCGUACUUUGCAGAACGACUCGCGCCGGUUGGUGUCAAGGCCCAGCGUAAGGUGCCACUGCCUGGAGACCUGGAUCUUGACGAGCCUUUGAGUAAUUCUGAGGCGAAAUUUCUUGAAUCCGGCGGAGAUGUAUCAGCCUUUUCGAGCGAGGAUGAUCUUGAGGUCUCGUUCGUUAGUCAGGGUCACGCUGGCAUUGGUGGAGGCUACAGUGGCAUUGGAGACGGCUCUCCUGAGCGGAAAGCCGGACACAAACACCGCCGUCAUGAUCACUCCUCGUCCGAGUCUGAAUCCGAGGCUGAGUCCGAGAACUCUGCCGAUGAGAAGGAGAGGAAGGAGCGUGAGUAUGCGCGUGAACAAGAACGACUGCGCAAGGACCCGUUCUAUCUAUCAGGCGGCUCACAAGCCUCAGCGGGUGCUGGUGCCAACGCGGGCUUUGGGAAUAUGAUUGGCGCCUUGGGCUCGAAUGGCAAGAAGAAGAAGGCGUCAAAGAAGUCGAAGUCUCGUGAUAUCCUUGAAGACGAACUGAUGCCUGAAGGCGCUCGUUCAAGCGACGAAGACCGUCGACGCGCUCGUAAGAAACGGGGCUCAGUGGGUGAAGACGAGACUGACCUGGCUGCAGUUGAUUUGAGUAUCCCUCUUGGUGAGAACGAGAAGGUUCCUACGGACCAAUGGUUCCAUCGUCAGACACCUGCGAAACCAGCGGAGGAUGACAAGAAGUCGAAGAAAAAGAGCUCCACGCACAAGAAAUCAUCACGUGGAGACGAUGACAGCAAGAAGAAAAAGAAGAAGGAUGCAUCGUCGAAGAGCUCCAAGUCCAAGAAGUCAUCGCGGAAGCAGGAUCUGCUGAUUGGCGGCUUUAGCGAAGAGGAAGAGGACAAGAAGAAGAGGAAGGACAAGAGCUCUAGACGUCCAGAGGCACCGCCAGCAGAGCCACUUCUGCUCUUUUAG